AUAACCUGGUAAUCUGUGUCAAAUUGAGCGGUAUGUUAUCGGGGCCUGGAAAACAGUAACUCCAGAUCCAGGGCGUGUAUUGUCGGAGCAGUGGGCUUUUGUUUUCGGGAUAACGGGGGGCUUAGAUUUGGCUGUACAUAACCAGUUAUGCAUCUAAUGUUAGCUAACACUGACAGAGUUUAAAAAAAAACACGAGGUGUUUUAUAAUUUGCAAACAGUAAAAACACUGCAAGCGUAUACAUCAGCUACAUUAGCUGAUCGCUUACAGUGGUUGACUCGUCGUCGUCGCUUGCUGUUGUCAAAGUUUAGUGGGUUCAGUGUCGUCAAUCUGGCAACCCGGCUGAGCUUCGAGUGUGGGAGUGGAAGAGGAGGAGGGAAGGAGCGAGGGCAGGGCAGAUGACUCUCUCCAACACUUUAAUUUGGACUGCAGUACCAAUGUUAAACGCUUUCUGUCAGAAUUACAUGUUGUUCUGUAAUAGCUGCUGUCCUAAACUCGGUCCUAGCUGAAGUUGCCAUGGUGAUAGGGUUUCAGAGGUAAAGUUAGGGUGUUUCUGUAAAUACGGCACCAGAAUGGGGAGAGACUUAAAUACUCGAGACUGAAGACCGGAUUACUGUUUCAAAACAUAUUUGAAAUGAUUGAUAAAACCUGACAAAAACCCAGCAAUAGAUUGUAGCGUUCAGUAACGCACAAAAACACAUCUUUUUCUGGCUGUUCUGGCUACUGCACCUGCGCGGUAGUGAUGUGUCGUUAGCGAACGAAUCGACUCUUUUAGGUGAACGUUGGGAGCCGACUCGCAUUGAGGAGCCUUUUUUGUGAUUAAGACAAAACAAAUGGUUUCUCAACCUCACUGUUCCCAACACCUGCUUCUGUUAGUCAGCUCUUGGCCUUGUUUCCAGGUGUGUCUCGCUAGUUAUUCUGAUUUUUGCCUUGUUUGUUGAUGACUGGUGGUUGGUUUUGCCUGUAUUUUUUUCUGCAACUUUAUUUGUUUCAGAACGUACAUGAUGUAAUUUUAGCUAAUUAGAAAGUAAUCGAAGGUUGUGAACUCGGGUGCUCAAAAAACGGACAGUGCUGUUGAACGAAGAGCCGUUUGGGAGUCGAAAGAGUCGGCUCGUAUGGGUGAGCUGAACCGCUUGAUUUGACUCGCUGAAAAGAGCCACGGGGCGGGGGGAGUUUCCCGCGUGUGGCGUUACCAGGCAGCUGAUUGGCUGCUUUCCUGAAGGGCGGGACUUUCUCUGUAAACAGUCGCCAUGUUGAGCGGUGUGAGUUUUCCCAUUCAUAUUCCGAACAGUGUCGUCUGUCCUCGUUUCUGCCUCCACGCACUGUGAAGAAGGAGAGAGAGACAAUAGGAUGGGACGAUUGCAGCAUGACCAGCGAACUGAUUGGCUUCUUUUCUUGAAGGGCGGGAUGAUCGCAGCAUAACCAGAAAACUGAUUGGCUCUUCCUUGGAGGGUGGGACAUUCUCCGUAAACAGACGCCUUGUUGAGCAGUACAAGCUUUCCCGUUCGUAUGUCAACCAGUGGCAGGUCUCCUCAUUUAUAAAGUCUCUGGUGGCUUCAGGAAACAAAAAUGCAAUGGCAGAUAAAGAACCGCCAGCAUGUAAAAAACUACCCAUCCCUAUUUUGCCAACAACAGCGUACACAACAAAGACAUGUAAACAGAAGAAGACAAAUGAAGAAAAGCAUGCUAAAAAGAAAGAAUUAGACAGAGCCCGAGAUAAAACAAGGGCAAACCUUGGAGCAGCUUUUCAGAGGUGGAGGGCGCUACGGGACCUGAAAGGCUUCAGAUCCGAUGCAGAGUUAGCCACAUUUCUGCUUGACAGGUUUGCUAAAGGAGGAUUCUUGGCAAACACUUCCUGUGCUGCAUCGAGAAUUGAAUUGACCUUAACAGAUGAGUCAACGGAUUCAGAUUUUGAGAGGAGGGAUUAUGCCUCGGAUGUUGGGGACGAUAGUGAGUUACCACAGAACGGACAAACAGCACCGACGGAGAUAGAGUUGGAGUUAACAAGUAGCAUGACAAGUAAGCCUUCGGCAGCUCUACAAGCCAACAGAAAAGAUUUCUCAAUGAGGUCGUCUUCCACUCCAGACGAAGAAGAAAAUUCUGACAUAUCUGAGAGCAGUUAUGUGAAUUUAAAUAAAGAGGUUUUGGUGCUGCUGAUGUUUCGCUGUUUGGAGUGCUCCAGUGAGUGCAGUGUUCAGGGGAAAGGCAAAGGAGGAAAUCUCUCUCUCCGACAGGAGUGUCUGAUCUGCUCUAACUGCAGAGUAUGGACUGCUCAAACCGUUCAAAUGCCAAAAGACAAGGUACCUGAUGUGCAUCUGACAAAUGUCAAGUGUGAUGACCUCUUGAACCCUGAGCAGAAGGCUCAGGAGACCAGUCUCUUAACGCAGACGCAUCAGGACAGAACGUCUGUGAAUGCUGUGCAGGAAGAGGCAGGUGCUAGGAGUGAAAUCACAACUUUUGUAGUAAAAGAAGAAAUUGAAUGUGAUCGUGAGAAUGAAGCGGGGAGUCUCUUGAUGGAGACGUAUGAGGAUACUCUUCCAAUUUCCUCAGUAAAAAAAGAGGACAGUGUUGAUGAGGCAGGUUUUAAUGGUGCGUCCGCAAAUAAUGAGACAGCUGAACCAUCCCACAUCUGCUUGACUGAUCAGAAAGAAGAAUUUCCUGAUGAGGAUGUUGAAAGUGACCAGGCAGACGAUUCUGAAGAUGAUUCCGAGAGCUUGUCGAGCUCGUACGAACCCAUGGACAGCUCAGAUGAAGAUUUUUCUGAGACUGAGUCAUCCAAGACGAAGGUGUUUCAGAACACCAUUAAACCGGUAGUUUGGUGUGAGGACUGUGGAGCUGUUGCAAAUAUGCACUGUGGACUUCGGCGGCACCAGAAGAUCUAUGGCUGCGCGCACUGUGGUGCGGAAGACAGUGUCCAGAGCUGCAGUUUCUCUGUUCAUUUUAGUGACAUUCAUAGUUUUCAUAAGCAUGCUAUGGACGUGCACGGUGCCACAGAACACUUUUAUGAACGCACAAUCUGCCAGGAUUGUAAUAAGACAUACAGGGUGCACACUGACCCCAACAAAAAGGGCCAUGUUUGCGAGAACAAGACCAAACCCUUUUCCUGCCAUUUGUGUCGCAAACGCUUCGCUACCAAAAUCGGCCAGAAGGUGCAUUACCGCAGACUGCACGGAGACUACACACACAUUUGCAAGUACUGCAUGAUGGUGUUUAAUACAAAGAUGUCCAAACUCGAACAUGAGCAGACUCACAGCAAAGAUGAGCUGACCUACAACUGCCCAGACUGCCCCGAGAAGUUCAAAGACUUUAUUAGCCGUAAUCAACACCUGAAGAGCCACAGAGGUCGGAAGAAAUACGUCUGCCACACGUGUAACAGGACGUUUGUUUCCCUUCAAAGAUACGAGAGACACAUGCGCAUCCACUCUGGAGAGAAACCUUACAAGUGCGGGGUCUGCGAGCGUUCCUUCAACCAGGCUGGUCACCUGAAGUCCCACAUGAGGCUCCACACGGGAGAGAAGCCCUUCAUGUGCGAGCAGUGCGGAGAAUGUUUCAACCACAACGUCAGCCUGAGGAACCACCUGCAGCGGCAUCACGGCAGCGAUUCCACCUCUGUGCCGGUGGAGGAGAACAAACACAAAGGUAGACCUGCGAAGAACUCAGCAAACAAAGACCAGCGUAAAAAGCGAGCAAGGAAGCGCUCUUCCAAGGCUGCGGCUACUGAGGAGCUGGAGGUGGAGCUGGAGCUUGAGGAGGAGGAGGAUGAAGAGGAGGAGGACAAUGUGCAGCCUGAUCCAGACCUGGACUAUUGGGAAGAGACUGAAGAGUCAGACGCUGACGAAGAGAAGGAGAAAAGAGGCCGCAAGAGGAAAGCGAGGAGGAAGAAACAAGGGAGAAGACAGAAAUGCACGGUCGAUAAUGACCACUGAUUCAAAGCGGACACUGAAUGCUUGGCUGCACUGUAAGAAAAUAAGGGGAAUAUUAACAGAUAUUUCAGCUUUUCCUGCAUAUCUCGGUUGUUGAGAAGUCAUUCAGAGUGGGUUGAUGUGAAAUUGCUCAUUGUAAAGUAACUUGGCAACCCUGAUUUCUUUACAUGGUGGUGAUGGGAACCAGGGGUUGCAAAUAUAGCCAUUUUCUGUACUAUCCAAAACCACUAGUGAGUCUACACAUCUAAGUUUUAUAAGUUUAGUAACUUUGAAGAGGGUAAAAUAGUGGUAAAUCUGUUCUUUGGGGACUGUUUUCCUUUAUUACACCCUGCAUGUUCUUAUCCACAAUGAGUGGAUUGAAAAAAAUGUUUUUUAAACAAAAAGCAUCUUCAAACUGUUCUAAUACAAUGUCUCAGACAUUAAACACCCUAUUCAGGUGAGGGAGCUUUUAGAGGCAUGAAACUCUUCAGACGUCUGGUUCCUAUCACCACCACUGUGAACAAUUCUGACUCAGUAAGUUUCUCUAGAACAGAGCAUUUCACACCAAACCACUCUGAAUGACUUUGUUUAUCUUAGUGGUUUAUUAAUGCAGAAAUACUGGAAAAUCAGUGGAAUUCCCCUUUAAAUUUUCAGACGUGUAGUUUGUCCAAGGAAUAUGAAAGCUGGUGCUUGAUCAAAAUGUGACCCAGAACUGUCUAAAACUGCAAGAGUAUUUCACUAAAAUACCUGAACAGGAACUGGCAAAAGUACAAACGGACUAACUGAAAGUUUGCUACCACUUGAUGUCAUAAAUGUACAUCGCUGUAUGUUUUAACAGUCGCUGUCUUGCACUGUUGCUGCUGUUGUUUGAAAACCUCUGUUACUGCAGGACCAGAUACUGGACCGGCAUUUACUUCAGUUCCUCACUGAUUCUUAUACUUCAGUCUUGCCAAAGAUCCCUUACUUUCUUAAAGGUAGUGUCUCAAACGAUUAAUAACAUUGAUGCUAUUACUCAUCCUCAAGAAAAACAUGUAGUGAAAUAAAACCUGAAAAUAAAGCUCUUUCUGUAAUAAUGAGUGUAAUGAAUG
Colossoma macropomum (tambaqui) is the source of this 4988-nucleotide messenger RNA. RefSeq names its product zinc finger protein 470-like. The record is from RefSeq and is a predicted model, not a curated record. Lineage: Eukaryota; Metazoa; Chordata; Actinopteri; Characiformes; Serrasalmidae. The coding region runs from base 1573 to 3924 and encodes 783 amino acids. The transcript is spliced from 8 exons. Gene Ontology annotation, molecular function: DNA-binding transcription factor activity; RNA polymerase II cis-regulatory region sequence-specific DNA binding. Gene Ontology annotation, biological process: regulation of transcription by RNA polymerase II.